Messenger RNA from Culicoides brevitarsis, 1867 nucleotides. Its product is annotated as neuronal synaptobrevin. Gene Ontology annotation, biological process: vesicle-mediated transport; vesicle fusion. Gene Ontology annotation, cellular component: plasma membrane; SNARE complex. The transcript has 5 exons. The coding region runs from base 240 to 743 and encodes 167 amino acids. The record is from RefSeq and is a predicted model, not a curated record. Lineage: Eukaryota; Metazoa; Arthropoda; Insecta; Diptera; Ceratopogonidae. Gene Ontology annotation, molecular function: syntaxin binding; SNAP receptor activity.
UUGCAGUUCAAAUUGUAUAGAGAACCAAAGACAAAAAGAAAUUUAAAAAUUCAUUGAAAAAUAGUGAUCCUCUAAAAGUUUCAAGCAAUUGUCGGAAAUCGUGUCGAGCAUUCGGAUCGAAGUCAGUUGAAGAAUACCUCGGAAAAAAAGUUAUUCGCUUAAAAAAGAUCAUCGUCACCCGAACCAAUUUCAAAUUCAUUAUCCUUACCACACACAAAAAAUAAUUAAAAUCUCAUAAAAUGGCUGCGCCAGAAAACAAUUUAGCUCCUACAGCAGCAGCUGGCGGCGAAGGCGGCGAAGAUGGAAUCGUGGGCGGACCACGAACUCCUCAACAAAUUGCCGCACAAAAAAGACUACAGCAGACUCAGGCGCAAGUAGAUGAGGUUGUUGAUAUUAUGAAAACCAAUGUAGAGAAGGUCUUAGAACGUGAUCAAAAGUUGUCAGAAUUGGAUGACAGAGCUGAUGCACUGCAACAAGGCGCAUCGCAGUUUGAACAACAAGCUGGCAAGCUUAAACGCAAAUUCUGGUUACAAAAUUUAAAGAUGAUGAUUAUCAUGGGAGUAAUUGGAUUGGUUAUUCUUGCAAUCAUUGUGUCUAAAUUCAUGCCGGCAGAACAACCACAGCAACCGAUGAUGUACGCUCCUCCGCAACAAAUGAUGCCACAGCAACCAGCAGCUCCCGUACAAUUGGUUCACAACAGUGACUUUUUGAUGAACAGUAAUAACGAGAUGAUUCGUCACUAAAGAGAAUCACACAAAAAAAUUGAGGAAAAUGAAACUUAAACAUUAACAUACAUUUAAAAAAAUAUUAAUAUUUAAUCCCUUGCAAACAUUUUAAACAAAAAAAAAAUGAAAACUAAACAAGAAGACGGUUAAAAAAAUAUUUGUUGAUCAUUUUUUGUUAAGUUUCUCAAGAAAAGUUAAAAAAAAGUAUUUACACGCCGUAGUUUAGGACACUUCACAAAUUUUUACGUUUUGACACAAUUUUUGCGCAAUAUAAGGAAAAAUUAAUUUUUCAGCUUUUUAUCAUCAACAAAUAAAAACAACGAAAAAACAGUCGAAAACCGUUGCUGCGAGCUUGCUUCAAAUGUUCAUUCAUGGAAAAAAAUAAAGUAAGCUCCAAUUCUAAUUUCUCCUUAAAAAAUCAAAUUUUGACGACUAAUCGAUCCCUCUAUAAAUAAAUAAAAAAUAUCAAGUAAUAGAAAAAAAAUCAUCAUGUUUGAAAAUUGUAUAGUUAGAAAUUAAAACAAAGGGAAUAAUUAAUUUUUCUUUUCAGUCAGUCAAACAGCUUUCGUUUUAACUAAAAAAAAUAAUUAAAUAAAUAAAACGUGAAUAAUUAAAAAAAAAAAUAAAUAAUAAAGAAUGAAACAAACAAACUUUUAACAUACUCUUAUGUAAAAGCAUUAUUAAAUACAUUAUAAAAGAAGUUGUUUAUGUUUGCGAUAAAUAAAAUUUAGAAUAAUAUAUUAUGAACAUUUAAAAAUCAUGUUAUUCAAAAAAAAAACUUCUAUGUAUAGUCGUUUGUAAACCACAAGUAAUUAAUUAAAAAAAAAAAAAAAAAAUGGAAAGCUGAAGGAGGAAUUAAAAUCGUUAUCGUUUAAUUAAUUAAUUAAAAAUGAAGCGGCUUCUUGUUAUUAAAACAAAUCAACUAAAAAAUAUCUUUAGAUAUAAAAAAAAAACAGAAAUAGAAUGAUCAAGAUUAUUUACCAGAAACAUCAGAAAUAACAACAACAUAACAAGACAAGCUACUUUUGCUUAAAAUAUGUUUAUUUUAAGAAAUUUAAGACAUAAAUAAUAUAUACAUAUAUUAUAAAUAUAUAAAUAUAAUUAACUAUAUUAAUGGUAAAUAAACAAAAAAAACAUAUGUU